AGUCGAAGAGAGUGGACGUAUACGCGCCGUCGUCCCUCGAGAACGCCCAAAGAGAAUUGCCUUGUUUGAGUGCCGUUUGAUCUUCCAACUUUUUCUUUCUUUCGUCCGAGAGAAAAGGAAUAGAGUGUGGAAACCGCGGAGGUGUGUUGGGUAUUUCGCCACCGUUUCGAGAGGGGGGGAGUGCGUGCGUGCGUGUGAGUCGCUUCGAAAACGCGAUAUGUGACUCUUGUCGUCUCUCUUUCGCCUCGUGUUCGCGAACAGGAGGAGGAGGAAGCGGCGAGGCGAACGUUGGCGAAAUUUAAAUGCCAACGAGGAAUUCGCGCGAGGCAGUGUUGCCAGCGGCGGCGUGAAGCGAAAGAAGGAGGUGGGAGAACGCGGAGAAAUCGCGAAGAAGGUGUGAAAAGUGGAGAGAAGAUAGAAAGAGAGAGAGAGAUAACAGAAGAAAAGAGAAGGUGGCCGGAGUUCUGAAAGAAAAAAAAAAAACAUUCGAGAAAGGUUCGAACAAGACACGUGUUUUGUUGAAGCUUUAUUAAACCAAACACAUUUUUUUCUGUGAACACGUGUCUCCGGAGAGAGAAAAAGUAAAACAGAAAAGAGUAAAAAGGGUACAGAAGAAGACACGUAAUUACCGAAGGAGAAAAAGGAGAGAAGAUAACGCAGAAUAACAAGCGCAACACAUGUGCAAUUGGCUGGCGUUUGAUCAGCCUUGAGAGACCUGUUUUAAACCCACACAAAGAGCCUCUUUCCCUCUUCCCCCCCUCCCCCCCGUGCCCCAUACCCUGCCCUAGCCCCUGUCCAUACCCCUCCUUCGCUCACGCCCAGAAGAAUCUCGCAAGAAGACUGCAAUAAAAGGAGGAAUUAAAGCGACGCGAUAACACAAAUAACAGAAAGGAUAUGUGAAAGAGAAAGGAGCAAGAGAGAGAGAGGAACGAGAGGCACUUGGAGAGAGAAAAUGCCCAGUGCCUUUGCCUCCCGAGCAGGACAAGGGGAUUAUCCGAGAAAUUCCGAAAGAAUGAGACAUGUUCGGAUGAGCGAGGAAACCGACACGCCCAGACGCCGCUGCAGCGAAUUCCGACUGAAGGGAAUUUAGAAGAAAAAAAAAACACAAAACAAAGACAAAUCAAAACAAGACAUUUUUUUAAAAGUGCUAUGUUUUUUUACUCUGUAUAGGAAAGAAAACUUCUUUUUAGCUCGAGACAGAAGGAAAGGAAGUGGGGUAACGGAAGAUAAAUAAGUAGAUAGAAAAAGUGAGGAAGUUCGUUACAGCAAAUGCGAUAAUCAGAAGUGAAUGUCAAACGGAGGCAGGCAAAGGAAGCCACGGGGACAGAUCGUACCAGUGAAGUGUAAGACAGAAGAUAAUCCCGUCCCAGACUUUCUUGAAAAAAAAUCUCGGAAAGUCUUCUUAACAGUGGAAAAUAAACAAGAAAAAAGGAAACAAAUAAACAAAAACAAAAAACAACAACAAAUAACAACAGCGACGUCAAAACAGCGAGGAAACCGAAGAACAGAGCCAAGGCUGGCUUUCGGAACCCGUCAUCGGUGCUCAGACGCUGCUGACAUAACACGUCCUUGUCGCACUAGAAGGCUCGAGAAAGGUUGUGUGAGUCAAGUGCGAGUCCUUCGGGAGGGAGUGGAAGUCAUACUCGAACCACCUCGCGCGCAGAAAGAAAACAGAUAGACAAACGAGGGAAAAAAUUAAGCAAAUCAUAAACGGAGGAGGAACAGAAUUACUCUCCCCCCGUCAAAAGCCUUCGAAGAAUUUUUUUUUCAGAACCCAAAGUGAGAGAGUGAAUCUUUUCGCGAAAGUGCUUGCGUGAACAACAACAACAACUUAAACAAGACAAUCCUCCCUGGCAAAAACAAAUAAUAAUAAAAAACAACAGCCAUGAGGUCCCUAAGCGCGGGCGUAGGUGUCCUGGACGCCCACAAAGGCUACCUGGAGCUCACCGAGGAGGCGCUGGAGCAGCUCAUCAGGAGGGAGCCCAUCGCCGAGCACUACGAGGUGGAGCACACGCCCUUCGCCAGAGGCAAGUUCGCCGCCGUGCGCCGCGCCCGCUGCCUGGCGUCGGGCACGUGGUUCGCCGCCAAGUUCAUGCGCAAGCGUCGGCGCGCGCAGGACGUGCGCCACGAGAUCCUGCACGAGGCGGCUGUGCUGCUCCUGACGCGGCCCUGCGCCAGGAUCGUGUCGCUGCACCAGCUGUUCGAGAGCGCCUCGGAGGUCAUCCUCGUCCUCGAGCUCGCGUCCGGAGGCGAGCUGCAGAGAGUCAUCGACGAGGAGGAGCGCCUGGAGGAGGAGGUCGUGCGGCGCUACAUGCUCAACAUCCUCAGCGCUCUUCGCUACCUCCACGCGCACAACAUCGCUCACUUGGAUCUGAAGCCCCAGAACCUGCUGCUGACGGGCCAGCACCCGGACAGCGACGUCAAGCUGUGUGACUUCGGGAUCUCGCGCAUCCUGCUGUCGGACAUCGAGGUGCGGGAGGUGCUCGGGACGCCGGACUACGUCGCGCCGGAGAUCCUGCAGUACGAGCCCAUUAGCCUCGCCACGGACAUGUGGUCGGUCGGCGUGCUGACCUACGUCCUCCUGACGGGCCACUCGCCCUUCGGAGGAGACACGAAGCAGGAGACGUUCCUCAACAUCUCGCAGGGCCACGUCGACUUCCCGGAGGACCUGUUCGAGGGCGUGUCCCAGCAGGGCAAGGACUUCAUCUCGCACCUCCUCGUGGUCGACCCCAGCGGCCGCCUCACGGUGGACGAGGCCCUCGAACACCAGUGGCUCCGUACGGCGCCCACGCCCGCGCAGCCGCCCCCGCUCGUGCCCGCGGCCAGCGCCCCCGCCCGCCCCGAAGGACACGCCACCCGAGAGCAGGCGGCGCCCCGCCCCAGAACCCCGCCCACCGACGCCCGUUGCGCGAGCCCCAGGGCCAGCGCCUCCCCCCGCGCCCGCAGACACGGCGAGGCAGCGGCCGUGGGCGCUACCGGGCUCUCCCUCGGCGUCCGCAGGGACUCGUCGCCGCGCCCGUCCUCGCCGGCGCGGUCCUCCGACCACAGGGUCAAGCUGCACGUGUCCAACUUCAACCUGAAGGCGGCGUCGACGGCGGACCUCUCGACGAAGGCCAAGAGCUUUCCCGCCCCGUCGCGCCUGUGCAGGGAGCGGGCGGAGGGCCCCGCCGCCGCCGCGACGCCCUCGCCGCGGCUCACCAAAGAGCCCGAGACCAGCGGCCCCUUCGGCUCGAGCAGGGAGGCCGUCGCGCCGCCCGCGAGCCUCGGCAGAGAGCCCGCGUCCGUGGGUCUGAGCCGCGAACCCGCCCCCUCGUCCCUGGCCCUGAGCCGCGACCCCGCCCCCGCGUCCCUGGCCCCGAACCGCGAGGCCGUGACGACGUCCCUGAGCCUGAACCGUGAGGCCGACGGCACGUGGCGCACGGCGGACUCCGUCAACAAGGAGAACAACCAGAACAGCAUCAACAAGGAGGAGGCGCCGCACAUCUCAAGCCCCUGCAGGGACGCCCUCGACUCCCCGAGCCGCUCCAGGGGCCGCUUCGUCCACGCCGAGAUCGCGAAGGCGGGGAGGGAGGCGGAGGCCAGGAGGCUGGCGGGCGGCGGCAAGGAGGGCAAGGAGAACAAGGAGAACGGGCGCGAGGGCAAGGACGGCCACAGAGAGAGGCUGCGGCCGUCGCCGCUGUGCCUGCGGCGCCAGGGCUCCAAGGGCGACCUGCACUCGCCGACGGAGCAGCAGAAGUUCGGGCCCAUGCAGGGCUGCGUCACCAAGAGGAUCGAGAAGGGCAUGAUCUACUGACUCGGCUCCUGAAGGAACCGACAAUAAAGGAGGGAAAAGGAUGCGUAUGCUGACCAUGUCACAAAAUAUCACAAAGAGACGGAAACGGCAACGUGAUUCCUCGUACAGACUGUGACGCUGAAAGCUGUCAUGGUUUUAUGUAAGUAUCGGAUACCUCAUACACAAGGUGCCUUGUAUAUAAUGUAUGUAAAAGUAUAGUAUGAAUAUUUACAAUGCACACUUCAGGUGGUUGAUACCGUAAAGCAAUGCAAAAGUAAUAAUAAAAAGAAAACAAAUGAAAAAUAGGCGGAAGUGCACGGAAGGUACUGAAGAAAGACUUAAAAGAAGAAAAAAUGACUUUAGAUACCCUGAAAGUGCACGGAGCCAAAAGAGGAGACAGAGAAUGAAGAGACGCUGAUAAAGAGUGAAACUUACGUGACAAAAACACGUCAGAAGAUGGUGCUCGAUUUAUGAAAAUAAAAAAGUGAUGCUUUGAAGUGACUUCAUUCCUUAUAUUUUUACUUUUGGAAAUACUAUGCCCAGCCUUUUACAGUUUACAUUGGUGGAUAACAAUGAAUAUGUUCUCAUGUUGAGAUAAUGAUUUAAGAAAUAUUGUCUCAAAGCCAAGUUACAUUGUGUUCGUAAUAUGUAUUGCAUAUUAUCUCUGCGCUGCACGGUUGUCCUUACUUCGCUGAAAUAUCACAGAAACGCUGAACUAAGCCAGCUGAAAUUAUCCAUGGAAUCAGGAACCAUUCCAUAGAAUAAUACUAAAGCACUGGAUUGAAAUAAUUCUAAAGCAAUUAUCAGUAUUUACUAAUCAUAAUUCAGGAGACUUUAACGGCAUGUGCUUGGCCCAGAAGCUUUACCACUCUGUUUAGGGUUUUGUUUUUGUUUUUUUUAUUUUGCCUCCCUCUGGCGUGUGUCAGGAAACUCAGCUCUAUGGUAAUGAUAGGAAUAAAAUCCAAGUUUGAUGAUUAUAAAAUUAUUAUUAUUAUUAUUAUUAUUAUUAUUAUUAUUAUUAUUAUUAUUAUUAUUAUUAUUAUUAUUAUUAUUAUUAUUAUCAUCAUCAUCAUUAUUAUUAUUAUUUUCACGUUCACUAUCGCAGAGGACAACAAAUGAAAGUACACAAUAUAGUUUUGUUUUUCUUAAUUAUUUUUCCUGAGCGUGUUGUGGGAGUAAAGUUAUAUAUAUAUUCGUAUUUUCGAAUUACUUUUGUGGUUUUUGCAUUAUCAUUAUUAGGUAAUGGAUUCUGAUGAUUGUAUAGUGUUUAUUUCAUGAAAAUUGGGCUUCGAUUGUGUGUGUGAGGGAGAGGGAGUGAGAGUGAGAGUGAGAGUGAAUGAGAGAGAGUGAUAGAGAAUGAGUGAGUGAGUGUGAGAGUUUAACGAAAUCCUAAAACAGAGAAAUGAGGAAAGGUUUACAAAAUCACCUCUAAGGAAACAGUAUUUCAUCUUGCAACUUCAUAUUCUUUAGUUAUCCCUGUGCAAUAUCUUAUAGAAAAUGCUAUUGCGACUUAAAGCAAAUGAUAAUGAUAAGAAAGGUAGCAAAUUUGUAUUUAUGCAUUGUUAUUAUUAUUAUCAUCAUAAUUCUCUUGGUCAUUUUGUUAUUAUUAUUAUUAUUAUUAUUAUUAUUAUUAUUAUUAUUAUUAUCAUCAUUGUUAUCAUUAUCAUUACAGAAGAAAACAUUCUACUUAUGGGCAUAAAUUUCCUUUGUGUUUCUGGUUUAGGUGUAACCACUCUCUUACAUGUUUUAUGAGUCUAUUUCUGUAUAUUUUGUACAUAUAUUUGUGUACCUAUUAUAUAAACACAUAUGACUAUA
Molecule: messenger RNA, 5587 nt
Organism: Penaeus indicus
Lineage: Eukaryota; Metazoa; Arthropoda; Malacostraca; Decapoda; Penaeidae
Exons: 7
Coding region: 1886-3793 (635 amino acids)
Biological process (GO): protein phosphorylation; positive regulation of apoptotic process; intracellular signal transduction
Cellular component (GO): nucleus
Molecular function (GO): ATP binding; protein serine/threonine kinase activity
Source: RefSeq, a predicted model, not a curated record